Babesia bovis T2Bo is the source of this 1433-nucleotide messenger RNA. RefSeq lists its product as uncharacterized. The transcript has a single exon. Lineage: Eukaryota; Apicomplexa; Aconoidasida; Piroplasmida; Babesiidae. Bases 35 to 1399 code for a protein of 454 amino acids. The record is from RefSeq and is a predicted model, not a curated record.
UAUUAUUGAUUAGUAAACCAUAACUAUCUUAACAAUGUCAUCACUUAGCAGUUCAUCAGAAUAUUUCGAACAGAGAGCUUCCACAUGGAAAAGAAUUUUCAAUUUUAGAUCAAGUAGUCGACAAGUAAACGUAAUCAGUAGGACGAAUGCUCUAAAAAACUGGGACACCACAUGCCCUCUAGAUAGUAGGGAUAACGAAGUGAACGAACCAUCUGCUAAUUCUUUAAGAACUUAUAUAUUCGAUGCUGACGGUGGCGCUCAUGGUUUUUAUGAUGCUAAUAAUAAUGUCCAAACUCUGAAUCACGAGUAUGAUGGAUCCCGUGUUAUGUUUUUAGACUCUUGCAUCAUAACUCCGAAUUGCAACAAUGACGUAGAAAAGUGCGAGAAAGUUGAUAGUGGUACUAUUAAAUCCAUUGGGAAUAACAGAAUCGAAGAAAAGUUUUAUCAUCCAAGGGAACUGAAUGACAAUGUUGGGAAACAUGAAAUGUUAUCUAAUUCGAAGUUAGUAUUUGAAAAACAAACAAGUAGCAAUACUAUUGUUACAGAAGAAGAAGUUUUAACUAAUGUGCUUUGCAAUGGAACAUCUACUGAUGUCGAAUACAAGAUUCUGGAAACACCCAAUAAUGAAGUUACUAAGAAUGAUGAAAAUGAUGGUGUAGAAAACGAUGCAUCAAAAAUAAGUGAUAACAAUGAUGUACUAUUGACAGGGAACGCAGAAAUUAAUUUUGUAAAUAUUGUCGAUGGAAGCAAAUAUUGCAAUGAUGAUGUUGUUGUUGGUAAUCGGGCAAAUGAAUCAUCCGAUGAAGUUGAACACGAGCUCAUUCCCACCGUGUCUAUGGACCACGAUACAUUACUACAGAUUGUACCUCCACGUUACCCGCUACCACAUUGUACAAGUUCAACAAUUCCAAUGAAUACAUGUUAUAGAGGAAGGUUCUUUAUGGUGCUUGAAAGAAUACUGUUCAAUAUAACAAGAAAUACAUUCAAAAGAUUAUCACGUUGUAUAAAUCGUGGUUCAGAGCAUAAUAUAACAGCGGAGUGUAUCAGCAGACAAAGGAAUUUGUUUUUCAAAAAACGUUGGGCUAAGCCUCUAUGCGACACUCCAAUGGAGAAAACAGAAACGGAAGCCACUGAUGAAAGUAUGUAUUACGAAACAGAGCUUUCAGAAGAUGAGUAUACAUCAGAUUUUAAUGAAGAAGGUAUCAUAGAAAAGAUGAAAUACAAAAAAUAUAAAAAAAUAGACACAUACCCAAUAGAGUGUAGGUUGGAGAUUUCAAUAAUAUCAAGAAAACUGAAACUUUUAAAGAGACAAGUACAACAUAAAAGCAAGAUCAGGUUUUUACCAACUCAUUGCUAUUUGCAUCCCACAAAAAUUCAUUAUAAUGAAGAACAUUGCUGAAAAUAUACAUCCUAAAAAAUGAGUAUCAUAUAUC